Messenger RNA from Cryptomeria japonica (Japanese cedar), 4112 nucleotides. RefSeq names its product FT-interacting protein 7. The transcript is spliced from 2 exons. Bases 586 to 3873 code for a protein of 1095 amino acids. The record is from RefSeq and is a predicted model, not a curated record. Lineage: Eukaryota; Viridiplantae; Streptophyta; Pinopsida; Cupressales; Cupressaceae.
AUUACCACUCACAAGUAAACAACGGAAAAAAAAGUGCCAUGGAUUGCCAUCAGCAAGAGUCAUGGAAGACAUACUUUAGAGAAAUAUCAGAAGAAGAUCUUUUAUUCAUUAAUAAAUAUUUGUUCUUGAAGUUCAGUUAUGAUCCCUUAAAUUCCAGGUCUAAUCCUUCACCCAACCACAUAUUAAAAAUGUAUUUGUCUCACAAAUUACUCUGCGCUCCUUGAAUUUUGCCUUAUACUUGUUUGGUGAUUCACCUAAUCCUUCUCGCACUGAAUCUCAUUAGCUUUGUAGUCAAGUUCUCAAGCAUAGAAGAAUCCAAUCUAUUGGGUAUCUUCAGCUGAAGAAAGUCUUUAACAUCCACCUGUAUAUCUGGACACUUCUCACCAAUCAACUGAAGUGCUGCUCAGAGUCCUGAAAUACUUUCAGAGUCCAAGUAUUUUUCAGCACUCAACUGAUGAUUUGCACAAAAUCCUGAGACAGAGCUCGUGGGUGGAAGGUGAUCAAAUGCAGGCCAAGGCAAGGACAUAAAAGCAGAGACACAUGCAAUUUGUGUUGUCCAUGUUUGCAUGUAAUUAAAGAUAAAGAAUGGGUAAAGUAAGGAAACUGGUUGUUGAGAUAGUUGCUGCUCACAACUUGAUGCCCAAGGAUGGUCAGGGUUCUUCGAGUGCCUUUGUAGAAGUAGACUAUGAUAAUCAAAGGAGUCGAACUCGUACCGCGGAGAAAACUCUUAAUCCUAUUUGGAAUAAUGAGAGAUUGGUGUUUGAUGUGCCCGAUCCAAUGAAUUUGCACCAUCAGAUUCUUCAAAUAAAUGUGUGGCACGAGAAGAAUCCUCCUCCAGGUAGAAAAUUUCUGGGUAAGGUGAAAAUUCAUGGUAGCACUAUUGUCAAGCAAGUUAUAGACGACGUACUAAAAUUUAACUUGGAGAAGAGGAGUAUUUUUUCUCUUAUCAAGGGAGAUAUUGAAUUGAAAAUUUAUACUUUUGAUGAGGAAGACAAAAAGAAGAGUGGUGGAGGAGGAGGAGAAAAAAUUCAGCAAAUUGAGUGGAAGGAAAAGGAGGUGAAGCAAGAGAAGCAGGAGACAAAAGAGGAGGAUAAGCCGGAGAAGCCGGAGAAGCAGGAUAAGCCGGAGAAGCAGGAGAAAGCAGAGAAGCAGGAAGCAACAGAGAAGCAGGAAAAACCAGAGAAGCAAGAGGUAGCAGAGAAGCAGGAGGCAGCAGACAAGCAGGACGCAACAGAGAAGCAGGAGAAAGCAGAGAAGCAGGCGGCAACAGAGAAACAGGAGAAACCAGAGAAGCAGGACGCAACAGAGAAGCAGGAGGCAACAGAGAAGCAGGAGAAAGCAGAGAAGCAGGAGGCAACAGAGAAGCAGGAGAAAGCAGAGAAGCAGGACGCAACAGAGAAGCAGGAGGCAACAGAGAAACCCGUGUUGGAGGUGAAGGAUGAACCUAAGCUGCAAAUACACAAACAGCAGAUAUCACAACCUGGGAUAUCAGUUGUUGCAGAGAAGAGAUCUGACCCAAAGAUAGUGAUAAUGCACGAUGUUCACUCACACCCUUCAGAUUAUGAAUUGAAGGAGACCUCUCCACAUCUGGGAGAUGCAAGAGACAAGGAUGGCAGAUGGGUUGGCAGCGACAGGACCUCCAACACCUAUGAUCUGGUGGAACAGAUGCAGUAUCUCUAUGUUAGAGUGGAGAAGUCCAGAGGUCUCUCGGCUAUGGAUAUCACCGGGACUUGUGACCCCUAUGUGGAGGUCAGGCUUGGGAACUACAAAGGCACCACCAAGCAUUUUGAGAAGAAUACAAAUCCAGAGUGGAAACAGGUUUUUGCCUUCGCCAAGGACAGGAUACAAUCUACUAGUGUUGAGAUAGUGGUGAGGGACAAACGAAUUGGCAAGGAUGAAUCUAUUGGGCAUGUUACUGUGGACCUCAAUGACGUUCCCACAAGAGUGCCUCCAGAUAGUCCCCUGGCACCUCAGUGGUAUAAGCUGGAGGACAAAAAAGGAGAUCCUAGGCAUAGAGGUGAGCUCAUGUUGGCUGUAUGGAUGGGUACACAGGCUGAUGAAGCCUUUUCAGAAGCAUGGCAUUCUGAUGCUGCCACAGUUCACAGUGAUGGAGUGGCAAAUCUUAAAUCCAAAGUAUAUAUGUCUCCAAAACUGUGGUAUGUAAGGGUUAAUGUCGUUGAAGCUCAGGAUUUGCUGGCUAGUGACAAAGGGCGUUCCCUUGAUGUCUGUGUUAAGGUGCAGCUUGGAAAUCAAUUGUUGAAGACAAAAACAGUUCAAUCUCGAACCACAAGUCCCAUGUGGAAUGAAGAUUUAAUUUUUGUUGCAGCAGAACCCUUCGAAGAACAUUUAAUCCUGUCAGUGGAGGACCGGAUAGGUGCAGGCAAGGAUGAAGUGAUAGGGAGGGCAAUAAUUCCUUUGCAUACAUUUGAAAAGCGUGUGGACUAUAGAAUUGUGCAAUCCAGGUGGUUCACUCUGGAAAGACACAAUAUUAUAGAAGGAGAGCAGAAGAAGAAGGAAAACAGAUUUUCAAGUAGAAUCCAUUUGAGGGUCUGUCUCGAGGGUGGUUAUCAUGUCCUUGAUGAAUCUACACACUAUAGCAGUGACCUCAGGCCUACUGCAAAGCAGCUAUGGAAGCCAGCUAUUGGCAUCUUAGAGGUGGGUAUACUGAAUGCAAAAAAACUACUUCCGAUGAAGACAAAAGAUGGACGUGGAACUACUGACGCCUACUGUGUUGCCAAAUAUGGUCAGAAGUGGGUCAGAACAAGGACACAGAUUGAUAACUUCAGUCCAAAGUGGAAUGAGCAGUACACUUGGCAAGUUUAUGAUCCAUGCACUGUUCUAACUGUGGGGGUUUUUGAUAACUGCCAUCUUCAAGCAGGGGCUAAAGCUACGGAUUCAAAGAUUGGAAAAAUAAGGAUUCGUCUUUCCACUCUUGAGGUGGACAGAAUUUAUACUACCUCUUAUCCUCUACUGGUACUGCACUCCUCUGGAGUUAAAAAGAUGGGAGAGCUUGAGUUGGCUGUCCGAUUCAGCUGUUCAUCUUUGGCUAACAUGAUGCACCUCUACGCCUACCCUUUGCUUCCAAAGAUGCACUACUUAUACCCUUUUUCUGUAACUCAGCUUGAAAACCUAAGAUACCAAGCCAUGAACAUUGUGGAGAUGAGGCUGAGCAGGGCAGAACCACCUCUAACGAAGGAAGUUGUAGAAUACAUGAUAGAUGGGGAUUCACACAUGUGGAGCAUGCGUCGGAGUAAAGCCAACUUUUUCCGCAUAAUGUCUGUACUCUCUCCACUGAUAGCAGUGGGCAAAUGGUUCAAUGAUAUAUGUCAGUGGAAGAACCCUGUCACCACCGUUUUGGUGCAUCUGUUGUUCUUCAUUUUGAUCUGUUAUCCAGAGCUGAUACUACCCACAGUUUUCUUGUAUAUGUUCUUGAUUGGCAUAUGGCAUUUCCGCUUCCGGCCCCGACUUCCAGCCCAUAUGGACACUCGCCUCUCUCAUGCUGAAGCAGUGCAUCCUGAUGAGCUUGAUGAAGAAUUUGACACAUUCCCUUCUACAAGAAACCCUGAUUCUGUUAGGAUGAGAUAUGACAGGUUAAGAAGUGUUGCAGGCAGGAUACAAACUGUAGUUGGAGACAUAGCUACUCAAGGAGAGAGAUUUCAAUCUCUCCUAAGUUGGAGAGACCCGCGCGCCACUACCAUGUUCAUCAUUUUUUGCCUAUUUGCUGCAAUUGUUUUGUACAGCACUCCUUUCAGAGUGGUAGCACUGCUUGCAGGUCUGCAUAUGUUGCGCCACCCAAGAUUUAGGCACAAGAUUCCUUCUGUUCCCAUCAAUUUUUUCAGAAGAUUGCCAGCACGAACUGAUAGUAUGUUGUGAGCUGUUAAUCCCUAAAAGUAUUAGGAGGCUGAUAUGUCAAAGUAGGUGUUUUGUUCAUUAUCUCCGUGCAUGUCUGGGCACAGGGAAUAUGAGGCUUUUUAUAUAGCAUAUGACUUUGUGGGUCAAAGUUAAAUCUCUGUAAAAUGUUUUGAGGAGUUGUCUGUUGUUAGAUUAGCGUAAAUCUUUGAUCCCUAAUGUAAUAUAACUUGUAUUUCUUCAAAAAAUAAUGGUUUUUCUUG